CAGAUCUCUUUGAUUGUGAACAGAGAGGUCACGAUAUGCCUGAGUAAGAUUCUUGGUAAGUUCGCUGUCCUCACGAGGAGUUUCUCGGGGAACAUGCAAACUUGAAGAUCUUCGAUAUUUCAUUACUUGGCACUUCUCCGAGACUUUCCCGGGUUGGCAGGGAGGCAUGCAUCUGCACACAGCUCUCGAGCCGCAGAAGCUGAUUAUUUUGAUCUGACACGCGUCCGGCGAGUAGGUUACUAUCUUGUUACUCUCGUUCGCGCUCUCUCUUUGUCAAAAUCUGGCGGACUACGCUCUUCAAGGCGCAUAUUCUGAAUCUCAGGAACUGACGAUGACGUCAAACCUCCAAACGCCGAUCAGCUAUUCAUUUUUGGCGCUGGAUCCCAUUAAUCUUUAUCUUAUCAACUCGGCAUUGUCCGCGGACGGAUGCGAUCGUUCGGAGGAAGGCCAUUUCUCGUCGGUUCUCUGGAUAGAUAUCCCACCGUGCUUGGCGGUUCGUAUCCAUCGACCUGUCGACAAGAAUGCACAUAUCACUGCCGGGCAUCGACUUGAGCCAGCGAAUGAGAUUGAUACCGAGGUUCUCGACCGGCCGCUAUCGUCAUUGGUGUGACUGGCUCAGUCAGCAAUUAAAGGGGAAAAGCCAGGAGCAGCCCCAGCGCUCCGGCCAGGCCAGGCAAGGUGUAGAUAGGUGAGCAAUCAGUAAGACUCCAAUGGGACCCCGAAUAUGGUGCGACGAAGCUUUACCUGCAUCGAUUGGAAUUAGAAGUCCCCUGGCCUUGGCCGGCGUUGAAUGCACGAUAGACUGAAUCGGCGAUCGAAGGGUGGAUUUUGCACGUUGUUGCUGUCGAGACCGGGCGGAGACUGUUCAGAAGAAGGCUGUGGCCUAGCGUGUGGGAAGCUUGGGGAUCGCACGUUCAGCCGAAAUCGAUACAGUUAUCGCCGAAAAAGGAUGACCCGUCUUUUCGUAUAAAAGCCGGCGCAAACAUCCAAUGGGCAUCACUCUCUUCUCUCCUAACCAACCACAUCUCAAUCCUCACGAUGGUCAAAGUCGGAAUCAACGGGUACAUAUCCUGGGUCUUUCUGCCCGUUCGAUCGCUGAUCUAUUCUAUCUUUUUUCCAGUUUCGGUCGUAUCGGUCGUCUCGUCUUCCGUAAUGCCCUUGAGGUUCCAGGACUUGAGGUCGUUGCCGUCAACGACCCGUUCAUCCACCUUGAGUACAUGGUACGUUGCGAUACCCCUCGAUCGAUCUCAAGGUUGCGAUAUCGAUGUCGUCGCGCAGGUUUACAUGUUGAAAUACGACUCCGUGCACGGUCGCUUCAAGGGCACCGUCGAGCUUAAGGACAACAAGCUUGUUGUCAACGGCAAGCCUGUCACCAUCUUCGGUGAGAAGGACCCUGCUGUCAUUGCCUGGGGCCAGGCCGGUGUCGACAUUGUCGUUGAAUCCACUGGUGUCUUCACCACUAUUGACAAGGCCUCCGCUCACUUGAAGGGUGGUGCCAAGAAGGUCAUCAUCUCCGCCCCCUCGGCUGAUGCCCCCAUGUACGUUGUCGGUGUCAACCUUGACUCUUACGACCCCAGCCACGCUGUCAUCUCCAACGCUUCGUGCACGACCAACUGUCUUGCUCCCCUUGCCAAGGUCAUCAACGACAAGUUCGGUAUCGUCGAGGGUCUGAUGAGCACCAUCCACGCGGCGACCGCAACACAGAAGACCGUUGAUGGACCUUCGAUGAAGGACUGGAGAGGUGGACGUGCUGUCAACAACAACAUUAUCCCCUCGUCCACCGGUGCCGCCAAGGCCGUCGGAAAGGUCAUCCCCACCCUCAACGGCAAGCUCACUGGUCUUGCUUUCCGAGUCCCGACUGUUGAUGUUUCCGUCGUCGACCUUGUCGUUCGUCUGGAGAAGCCUGCCAAGUACGAGGAGAUCGUCGCCGCCGUCAAGGAGGCAGCCGCUAGUGACUACAAGGGCAUCAUCGACUUCACCGAUGAGGACCUCGUCUCGACCGACUUCACCGGCAACACUGCCUCGUCCAUUUUCGAUAUCAAGGCCGGCAUUCAGCUCAAUGACACUUUCGUCAAGAUCAUUGCGUGGUACGACAACGAGUGGGGCUACUCUCGCCGUGUCUGUGACCUGAUGAAGUUCGUUGCCGAGAAGGAGGGCUACUGAACUAUCUCGGGUUUCUAAACUCCAAUUGUACUGUAACAUACACACCCGGAAGUGAUGAAAACAAUAGAAUGCGCUUUCACGUUCAAUCA
Mycena citricolor is the source of this 2252-nucleotide messenger RNA. The record is from the annotation of a GenBank genome assembly. Lineage: Eukaryota; Fungi; Basidiomycota; Agaricomycetes; Agaricales; Mycenaceae.